Messenger RNA from Cariama cristata (Red-legged seriema), 154 nucleotides. RefSeq names its product microtubule-associated serine/threonine-protein kinase 4-like. The transcript has a single exon. Lineage: Eukaryota; Metazoa; Chordata; Aves; Cariamiformes; Cariamidae. The annotation marks the transcript as partial. The record is from RefSeq and is a predicted model, not a curated record.
CUUGAUCAUAUAUUGUCCCCCCCACCUAUGCCUUUUCAAAAAUCCAGUGGUCCUGAAGUCUCUUCUGGCCCUGGAAAUUCUUCUAAAUUUAAGAGGCAGCUGAGUGAAGAUGGCAGAUGGCUCAGAAGAGGAAGCCUUGGAGGAGCUCUGACUG